AUGGGUUCCGAACACACCUCCCUCCGCCAUGAAGACUACACGAUCGCCUGCAUCUGCCCCAUGGGCGUCGAACAAGCGCCCGUGGAAGCAGUUCUAGACGAAUUCCAUCCCGACCUGCCCACCAAACGGAACCAGAACAGCUACACGCUUGGCCGGAUCGGCGUUCACAACGUCGUCAUCGCAAUCCUACCCGGGAUUGGACUCAGCAGCGCCGCGGCCGUGGCGAUGCAGCUGCUGAACGAUUUCCCAGCCAUCCAGAUGAGCCUGCUGGUCGGGAUUGGAGGCGGGCUGCCUGACUUGGAACAUGGCGUGGACAUUCGACUCGGCGACGUGGUGGUGGGCAAGCCGUCCGGGAAAUUUGGAGGGGUAGUUGGAUUUGCGUGCUGCCAGGAUGUUGGGGGAAUACGGUUCGAACGUCUUGAUAGACUGCAGCGUCCUUCAGAUGUGUUGUUGGCUGCUGUGGCGAGGAUGGAGGCGCUGGAUCGCCGGGGGAAGGGCCGCAUACUAAAGCAUCUGACUGACAUGCUCGAAAAAUACCCCAAAAUGCGCCGAGGGAACUACAUCCACCAAGAGGCAGAGAACGACCAACUCUUCGAAGCGGAGUACGAACACCAUGGCGGGACGGACUGCAGAGACUGCGACCGGGCGCAGAUUGUGGCCCGGGAACCCCGCGUGGACUGCGCACCAGUCGUGCACUACGGGACGAUCGGGUCAUCGAACGUCGUGGUUAAGGACGGUCGAGUGCGGGAUCAGCUGAGGGACGAUCUCGACAUCCAGUGCGUGGAGAUGGAGGCCGCCGGGGUGCUGCAUGUGUCUCCCUGUCUGGUCGUCCGGGGGAUCUGUGACUAUGCGGACUCGCACAAGAACAAACGGUGGCAGCCCUAUGCGGCUGCCACAGCAGCCGCGUAUAUGAAGGAGUUGGUGUCUGUGAUUCCGGUCUCUGACACAAAGUCGGUGGAGACGGAAGAUGCUAAGGUUGAUGGCAGUCGGGAUCCAAGCGAUCUUGCGGACGGGAUUGUGGCGCGGGAUGUUGUAGGCCUCAGGCCGUUAUUCGUGGUGUGCCUGUUCGGCAUGUUGGGUGUAUCGCUUGCGCUUAAUGCAUAUCUUCUUUUAUCUUUGAGAUGAGGUUUGCUGUGCAUUGGAGAAAUAAACGAGGGCUGGUAGCUCAGUAUAUAUCGCAGAGCACGUGAGCCAAAUAUAACGGGUUUAGAUGACGAGAUAUGGAUAGUACAGCUUGGACUCAGUUGUGGACAGGC
Molecule: messenger RNA, 1256 nt
Organism: Aspergillus aculeatus ATCC 16872
Lineage: Eukaryota; Fungi; Ascomycota; Eurotiomycetes; Eurotiales; Aspergillaceae
Product: 5'-methylthioadenosine/S-adenosylhomocysteine nucleosidase family protein
Exons: 1
Coding region: 1-1125 (374 amino acids)
Biological process (GO): nucleoside metabolic process
Molecular function (GO): catalytic activity
Source: RefSeq, a predicted model, not a curated record